Messenger RNA from Lachancea dasiensis, 4392 nucleotides. Lineage: Eukaryota; Fungi; Ascomycota; Saccharomycetes; Saccharomycetales; Saccharomycetaceae. The record is from the annotation of a GenBank genome assembly.
AUGACAAGUUUCCCUGGCGACAAAACGAAUAUUCCUAAACGCUUAACAGAAUGCUUAGAAUACCAGCCCUUGAAUUUUCUCAUUCCAAAGAGUGGCUUGUGUGAGCUACUUCACUCGUCUCUACGAGUCGCCCCCGUCAUCAAAGGACCAGAGUUUCGCGUUGGCGAGAGAAAAGAGGCCUCAGUACAUAGACUUGAAGUCGAUGAGGCACCUGAAAUUCAAUUUCGCGAAUUUGCACUUCCAGUAGGAAACACUCAAGACGCGUCUAUCGAUCUGUUUUCGGGUUUGUCUGAUGGAGCACAGCAGUUUUUGAACCCAAAUUGCUUCGAGAGGGCCAAAAGGGCCCCAACUUUGAGCGCCAGCGAACUUACAGACCUCUCAAACAACUCAGAUAGCCUUGAAAGAUACAAUGAUAUAUCUGUUGUUGAUGAUGAUGCAAGUUACAGGGACAUAGAAACCGAAGCUAAAGCUAAAAAAGUCAAAGCUGCUGCUGAAGAGUAUUCGUUGGAUCAGGUUACUAUGCACAGCCAAUACCUGAAAGAGUUAGAGAGAAUCAUGCCUUACUUAGGCGAUGAUACAAACUCGGCCCAUCUUCAUAAUCAGCUUUAUUGGACGAAGAUUGGAGAUCUUAGGGUGGUUUCUGAGACCUGCCUUGAAAGAAUAAUGCUGAUUCUCAAGAAUAUCUCCCAAAUUAAGGAUGUUCUAGAGAAAAUUCCAUUUGACACAUUGAACAGGCUGUUACGCGUGUGCUCGGAAAGCAUAGAUGCCAUUUUGAAGACGGGGGAAGUUGGCCAUAACAAUGCAGCCUUCAAAUCUGCCACUGUCAUAUUCAUGAUAUUUCUAAUGGACAUUGAUGAAAAGCGUCUUUAUUUGGAGCGUUACCUUGUUUCAGUUGUCUGCUUCCUACAGAAGGUGAUCGAGUCCUUGACGGACAGCGACACCAGUAUGGCAGCGACAGCGGAUGACUAUUUACAAUUGAAAGCAGCCCUGUCCUUACUGUCUUCCUACAUUCAAAAAAAGCCUAUGCAAGAGGAACAACUGAUUACUAAACUAGUGUACUUGCUCUCUGACCUCCUCACGUUCAACCCAAUCAUGGUCAAAGGCAUGUCUUCCCUAUCUACUUGGCUUGAAACUCUGCGAAGAGAGAGUUCUGUCGCUCUUAUAACAAUGUUUGAAAAGCUUCCUACGCAGCGGAUAUUUAUUCUCGAUGAGCUUCUCUUCAGAAUCGAUGCUCUGCCUACAAGCAGAAUUCGGAAGAAACUUCAAAAAAUUGGCGACUCUUUAUAUGCAACACACCUUUUCUUGACAAUAGCUCGCAUGCUUCAAGCGGUUAAUUCAUCAGCAUUUCGACCUUCAUCAGAAGGCCUCGAUAAAACCCAUAUUGAGGAGUUCAUCAAUACAUUCAAAGAGCAACAGUCUGAGCUUUCGUCAUUUAUUGAACAUGUCAACAAUUCUAUUCUGAACAAAUGCUUUGCUGUCAAUUCCUUUAAGAAGUACAUUCUGGACAAUUAUGUUCAAGACCUACUUGCGAUGACCGUACACCCGGCUUGGUGCGUGGGUGAGAUUCUGCUUGCAUCUUUAUUGAAAAAAAUGCUGCUAGUAUUUAGUCCAUCCCAUCAAAGCAACGCCACUAAAGAGUCUUCCAUUCUACAGAUUAUCGCAAACGUUGGAAGUACUAUACAGGAUAUCAAACUUAAAAUCAAAUCAAUUGAAGGUGUCACAUUCAUGAGCGUCUAUAAUGACGAUGAAAUGCUAGGGAAAGUCCUUUCAAGCUUCCAAAAUUGCCUGUCCUUUCUAUCUCAGGCCAACAACGAUGUUACUUCGCGAGAUUUUUUGUGGGACAGGAAAAUAGCGUGUCUAGCGGCUAUUUCAGGGCUGACAGUAGAUAAUGCGAUUCGGAAGGAAAGAAUUGACUCGAAAAUUUUGAUGGCCCUACAAGAAGUAGGUGGAGGAGAUUGCCAUAAUAGUUCCUUACUGUCAUCUUCAACACCGAAAGACCCCAAGCAUGACUAUUUUCUUUUACUUCAAGUGUCUGAAUUAUUAAGUCUUUUCGAUCCUUACGUUAGACUUGUUUUGUCGCUGCUAAAUAGGCAAAGUGUCAAGCUAAGGUCGGGGGCAAUCAAGUGUCUCGCCCCAUUAGUAUCUAACGAUCCCGGAAUGCUAGAGGUGCCAUCUAUAAAAAAUGUCAUAGAGAAAAGGCUCUUGGAUUCAUCGUCCUCCGUUAAAAUGGCAAUCUUGGAUUUAUUGAGCUCGACCCAUUUGACUGGGUAUUAUACCCUCAUUAACUUGAAUUACAAUGAUGAAAGUGCCACAAUCCGAAAGCAAGUUUUAAAGUUAAACCUUGAUAUUUAUGAAAGAACCAGCGACGUUGGAAUUAAAGCUUUUGUGGCCAGUAGAAUAUUAAGAAGAACAGAGGAUGAAGAAGACUCAAUCAUUGAAAAAGCCCAAACCUCUUUGCUAGAAUUUUGGUUUUUGAAGACUUCGGGUGGGGAUCGAUAUGCUUUAGGCGAAGACGCCCACCAAAAAGAGGUUCUCACUGUCAUUUCCACUCUUGUUGGCCAGUAUGAAGAGGAUUCACAAUUAUUUGAGACCUUCUUGAAUGAAUAUGUUCUCGACGGGACUCUGCACACCAAAGAAACUUUCGAAGCGGUCAAUUUCACUAUUCGUCAUCUUACCGGAAAGCUUGUAGACGAAGCCAUAUUAAUGCAUUAUGGGAAUGACGAAUUGAAGGAAGCGAAAGUUCAGUCAGACGCUAACAUCUUUCAACUGCUGGCAAUAUUAUCUGCAUGCGAACACGCGUUCAUCAGCAAAGUUCACAUCACAAACCUGUUCCCCUAUCUCAUGUCCUCCGAGCUUUCAGACCUGCAGUACUACAUUUUAAAAGUUUUCAAAAACAGCUUCUCAAAGCUGUCAUACUUCAAGACCAGUUUCCUUAUUGAAUUAGAGAGUACCACAUUGGGAAAACUUCCAAAGAUGAGCGUUCGAGAGAUGGAGGAGGCCAUUCCACUUUGUUGGUCCAUACAGCGCCAAAAGGGCGACGAUACUAGAAUUUCGAGGGCCUGCGCGUCGUGUUUAUCGUUACUAACACCAUACAUCAACUUAUGCAUGCAAAAUCCAUCGUCAGUGGUAGCAGACGGUAAGGUGCAACGACUACUUUACCUCGCUGCUGGCUUCGCAAGAUUUUGCAAUUUCACAAACUUGGAGGAGAGAUUUCCCAACCUCAAGUCAAAUGAACCUCUUAGUGAGUAUGUUACGAAAUGCCUGCUUCUUUUCACAAGGCCAGAGAUCGACCCACUCUUGAGAAAGAUCGCGUUCAGGAACCUACUUAAGGUUGGCACUUCCCAUCCCAAACUGUUUAACUCACCUAAACUUUUAGGUGUGGUUGACAAAGAGUUUACCUCAAAUAAUUUGGUAACAAGCCUAGUGAUCGUUCAAUGCUUCUCAGACUUAUUUAUAAGUGAAGAGCAAAAGGCCCUCCAACUGACUCGCCCCGUGCGCUACUCCACCUUGAAAGUCCAGAGGGGACGCUCAAUCGAGCAGUCUAAGCCUAGUAGUGCUAUUUGUCCAGCUGUGGCCUCUCGAUAUUUGAAAAAGGUCUUGAAAUUAGCCCUGCAAGAGGAUACCGCACAUUCUUGCGUCACGUUGCAAUUUAUCGAGCUAGUGCUUGACUUUGGUUAUACCAACCCUGUGAACUGUCUCCCAACACUUAUAUGCUUAUUAGGUUCUCCCAGCAGCGAAACGAGGAGACAAGCCAUAGUAGUGAUAGAAAACACUUUCAGCAAAAAUUCCAGUUUACCCUUCAGUAAUUUGGGAAAUGGGUUUAAAGCGGGUGUUGAACAUAUUAAACGGAUGCAAGAGAGCGGAAGAUCUUGCAACGCAAUCUUUUUACCUGCAGUGCAAAGCCUCAUGUAUAAGCUGGGCAUGAAGCCAUCAAGAUUUUUUAACGCUUACAAAAAGACCUUAUCUUCCUACUUUGGCGCUGGAAAAGGCACAUUCCCCAGAGUGCAACUCGUUAUUCUCUGCAUGAAUAUGGCUGGCCUCGGUUUUGACAGCAUACUUGACGUUUGUGUCUUAGCGCGGCUGCUUGACGUCAGGGCCGAAGAAUUGUUGCAGUCCAUUGAGCAGAUGGCUGACGAUGCCACGAACGAUACAGCAGCAAAAAAGCUUCCUAGGGAUCUUAUCAUUUCUCGUGAGUGUCUUUUAGAACUGAGGAUUUAUUUAUGCCGGAAAUUCGGGAUCAACGAUGAGACGGUCGCCGGUGUAGGAACCAGUGAGGACGAAGACUUGAGAAUGAAGCCUGCGGAAGCGAAGCAUCUCGAUAUACAGUUCCAAUUCCCGCCAGCUGGUCUCGAUGAGCAUGAAUUGUGCAAUCGUUUUUGGAGUACUCAAUGA